This is a messenger RNA of Melanotaenia boesemani (Boeseman's rainbowfish), 502 nucleotides long. RefSeq lists its product as uncharacterized. The transcript has 6 exons. The coding region runs from base 11 to 502 and encodes 163 amino acids. Lineage: Eukaryota; Metazoa; Chordata; Actinopteri; Atheriniformes; Melanotaeniidae. The record is from RefSeq and is a predicted model, not a curated record. Gene Ontology annotation, molecular function: protein binding.
CCAAGGCAUCAUGGACAACCUCCAGAUGGGUAUUACCUGUGUGCUGUUCAAAGUGAUGUUUGAGCUGAGUCCAGUUGUGGCAUUUUGUCCAUCAUGUGAACCAGGUUACUACCAGACCAGAAACUGUUCCAAGGAUGGAUCUGGUAUAAUUGGGAUCAAAUGUCGUCUCUGUACCGAAUGCUCAGCUAAUCAAAUGGAGACUCUGCAUAUGUGUACUAAAUUCACCGACUCUGUGUGUGGAGACAGAAUCAACACCACUGAUCCACAGACCCCCCCACCGACAACAAGAAAACCACAACAUUUACCUGAUGAUUGGAGCCGUGCCAUUGCCAUUUAUGUGCCAGUGGGUCUGGUCUUUCUGUUACUUCUGGUCUUCACCUGGCUGUGCUGCAAAAAGAAGCUUUUCUAUAAAUAUCAGAAGCCCCUUCCCCCCAAGUGCUCCCCUGAGACCAAAGUCCCACCCCUACUGGAACUGAACUGUCUGUCUCCAUACCUGCCCUGA